Messenger RNA from Caenorhabditis bovis, 690 nucleotides. NCBI's taxonomy places the organism in Eukaryota, Metazoa, Nematoda, Chromadorea, Rhabditida, Rhabditidae. The record is from the annotation of a GenBank genome assembly.
AUGAGCGAGAUGGUCGCGACGGCGAAACCGGUGUACAAGCACCGAUAUAUACAGAAAUCGAAUCCGCGUAGUUCGGUGAUUGAUCACCACGAGUUGACGGAAAAGCUGAAUCGUUUGACGAGUAGCAGCUCGCUGGGUAGUAGUCUACCGUCGUUGAGCUCAUUGCGUUCAUCAUCGUCGAGCGGAACGAUGCCGUCGGCGAAAAUUGGCGACGGUAGCACGUCGAGUCUGCCGCCGCCCGGCAAAUCGGCGGCGGCGGCUGCGCAAACGCAGACCAACAGUAGUUCGUCGUUUCAUAGUGAGUCGAUCUUGCAGAAGACGCCGGAAGAGCUGGUUCAUGAUCGCGCGCGAUACGCGGCGGCGCGAGCGCGUCUCGACGAGCUCCGCGAGCUGUUGGCGGUCAAAAUGAAAGAGUUGCGCGAGAUUUGCAUCGCCGAGGGCGAGAUCACCGGCAUUCUGCCCGAAGAGAUCUAUUUGGCGUUGGAGGCCGGCGAGGAGUUGCCGAAAUUGAAGCGACGCGUCGGCACCGCCUACACGAUACCGAACGAUUUGAUCAAAGCGGACAAGGUGAGUCCGACAGGUUUUUUUUUGGAAACAAAUAUAUUUCGAGUCAAACACUCAACGCCGAAUGGAGCGGUGUUGAGCGCGCGAUGUUGUUCGCUGAUGGGUCCGAGACGUAUUUUCCCAUAA